Messenger RNA from Calliphora vicina (urban bluebottle blowfly), 2089 nucleotides. RefSeq names its product phosphatidylinositol glycan anchor biosynthesis class B (gene PIG-B). Lineage: Eukaryota; Metazoa; Arthropoda; Insecta; Diptera; Calliphoridae. Gene Ontology annotation, cellular component: endoplasmic reticulum membrane. Gene Ontology annotation, biological process: GPI anchor biosynthetic process. The transcript has 6 exons. The coding region runs from base 52 to 1755 and encodes 567 amino acids. The record is from RefSeq and is a predicted model, not a curated record. Gene Ontology annotation, molecular function: alpha-1,2-mannosyltransferase activity.
UAAUAAGCCAUAUAUAUAAUCGGUAAAUUUUCUAUGAAAAAUAGUUGAAAGAUGAAUUUAUUAUUGGUAUUUCUGCUGGUAUUUGCUGUACGAUUGGCUUCAGUGUUUGUGGUGAAAACGUUUUAUGUGCCCGACGAAUACUGGCAGAGUUUAGAAGUGGCCCAUAAAUUAACCUUUGGUUAUGGUUACUUAACAUGGGAAUGGGUCCAAGGCAUACGCAGUUAUGUGUAUCCUCUUAUUAUAGCUGGUGUUUAUAAACUGUUGGAAAUAUUCAGUUUGGAUUCAGCCCAGUUGUUGGUCUUGUUACCGCGAAUUUUACAAGCUACCUUAUCUGCUUACUCAGAUUAUCGCUUCUUUGUGUGGUGCGGUAAAAAGAAAUGGGCACUAUUCUUAGUAAUAGUAUCCUGGUUUUGGUUCUAUACCGGUUCGCGCACUUUGUCCAACACUUUGGAGACAUCAUUAACAACAAUUGCCCUAAGUUAUUUUCCUUGGUAUGGUGAAGGUAUUGCAUAUUUAUGGCCCGCCGCAUUAUGUUGUUUCUUAAGACCAACAGCCGCCUUAAUAUGGUUACCAUUAGUUGUUUACCAUUUGCGUAAAUCGAAAUUCUCGUGGCCUGAAUUAAUUUUCAAACGUUUUUUAAUAAUCGGUCUAAUUGUUGCUGCUCUUUGUAUUGGAAUUGAUUCGUGGAUGCAUGGACAACUUUUGAUAACACCUUACGAAUUUUUGAAAUACAACAUUUUCCAUAAUAUUGGCAGUUUCUAUGGUUCCCAUCCUUGGUACUGGUAUUUUACUGUUGGUUUACCCACUGUUUUGGGUAUAAAUUUUCUGCCAUUCAUUUUUGGAAUCAUGGAAACUGUACGACAUAGUGAGGUAUAUCCAGUACGCAAGAAUUUACUCAUAACGAUUUUGCUGUCACUUUGUGCAUUGAGUGCAAUUGAACAUAAAGAAUUUAGGUUUGUAAGUGUUUUACUGCCGUUGUGUUUGUACAUUACGGCUGAUACCUUGACAAGAUGGAGUUACAAAGCUUCAAGGAUUUCACUGUGGUUUAUAGCUGGCGUUAUUUUAUUUGGUAAUGCCUUGCCGGCUUGGUAUUUAAGCACAGUCCACCAGAAAGGUCCAUUGGAGGUAAUGGAUAAACUUCAAGACAUAGCCAAGGAAUAUCGUGAUGAACAAAAGCAUCCAGCUAGUAUAAUAUUUUUAAUGCCUUGCCAUUCUACCCCCUAUUAUAGUCAUAUUCAUCAAAAUGUAACAAUGCGCUUCCUUACAUGUGAGCCUAAUCUAAAACAACAAAGCAAUUACAAGGACGAGGCCGAUCAAUUCUAUGAAUCUCCCGUCCACUGGUUGCGUUCGCACAUCCCUUCAUAUCCACGCACAGCGAAGCCCUCGCAUGUAGUGUUGUAUGAACCAUUAGCUCAAAAAAUCAAUGAAUUCCUUGUGGACUAUAAACUGUUGCAUAGGAUAGCAAACGCGGAGGUAAACAAUAAUGUUGAUCCCCAAUUAAUCCUUAAUGAAUGGUCCACCCUCAUUAAGGAGAAACAGUUAAAUGUUGACUCUCUUUUACAGCAUGUACAAUCAAGAACUGGUAAAAAUAUUCUAGUCUAUCAACGUUUACGUAGCGGAGAAGAAAACACAUUUAAUCGUGAUGAAUUUCAAAGUCUAGAUGAAAAACUCAAUCUACCAAAAUUAGCUGAAUCGACUGAAGACUUCCUUUAUGGUCAAGAUGAAUUUACCACCGAAACCAAUAUUUUCAAUUAGAUUUAGGUCCUCUCUAAAUACCUCAACAGUGCUUUGUUUCAAACAUCAAAAAGGCUAAUUAUCCACCUGGUACAAACAAAUCAAAAUAAUUAUAUAUUAAUUUGUGUAGGCUAUUAUUUUUAUAGUUUACUGUUAAUUUUAAAUGUGUGCGUUUUAAUUUUGUGUUAAUUUAUUUUUAAAGAUAAACUUUUCUUUAAAAAUCCUCUGUUUUAACUUUCAAUACUCUUAAAUUUGUAAAACAAAACUACAAAAGAACCAAGUGCAAACAUAAUUUAUAAAAUUUAAAAAAAAAUUUCAAUUUUAGAAUAAAAAUCAAAUAAGUUUGUAAAAAUUA